Molecule: messenger RNA, 1554 nt
Organism: Populus trichocarpa (black cottonwood)
Lineage: Eukaryota; Viridiplantae; Streptophyta; Magnoliopsida; Malpighiales; Salicaceae
Product: loganic acid O-methyltransferase
Exons: 4
Coding region: 103-1323 (406 amino acids)
Biological process (GO): methylation
Molecular function (GO): S-adenosylmethionine-dependent methyltransferase activity
Source: RefSeq, a predicted model, not a curated record
ACUAAACAUGGCAAGAACUUCUAUAUAAGUGAUAGAAUUCGUAGAGUACUCCACACUCGGAGAUCUUUUAACCAGAAAGAUAAUAAGAAUAAGCAAUCAAUAAUGGCUUCCACUGCUUCUCCAAUGGCCAGCCAACUCAGGAGCAGCUUUGCCUCUUCCUCAACUAAGAGGCUUGCUGUUCCUAAACACAUAAAUAUUGGAGCUACAUUUAGAAUCUCACCCGCUAAGAGAAGCUUCAUUAUCAAAGCUGUUCAGAUACCGAGAGAGAUGGAAGCAAUAGAGGAAUAUCCAAUGAAUGGUGGGCAUGGAAUUUAUAGUUAUGCCAAGAACUCUUACCGCCAGGGACAAGCUAUAAAUGCUGUCAAGGAACUGAUCAAAGAGGAAAUCACUGAAAAGCUUGAUAUCAAUAAAUUUCCUUCAUCGGACACAUUUCGGAUCGUAGAUAUGGGUUGUUCUGCUGGACCUAAUACGUUCUUUGCAGUUCAAAACGUACUUGAAGCAGUAGAAAAGAAGUAUCAGCGUGAAGGACUGGAUCAUUGUAGAUUGCCUGAGUUCCAAGUUUUCUAUAAUGAUCAUUCUUCCAAUGAUUUCAAUACCCUCUUCACAUCCCUUCCUCCGAACAAGAAUUACUACGUUGCAGGCGUGCCUGGUUCUUUCCAUGCUCGUUUAUUUCCUGAAGCCUCUCUUCACAUUGUCAUCUCCUCCUAUGCUAUCCAAUGGAUUUCUCACAUACCAAAAGAGUUGGUGGAUAGGAGCUCUCCUGCAUGGAAUAAAGGGAGGACAUAUUAUGCGCAUGCAGGAGCUGAAACUAUCAAGGCUUAUGCAGAUCAAUUUGCAAAGGACAUGGAUAACUUCUUUCAUUUCAGGGCACAAGAGGUUGUCCCUGGAGGAAUGGUUCUGCUAACUAUCCCAGGUGGCCGAUUGGACUAUCAAAUUCUUUCCAAUACUUUAUAUGACCUCUUGGAAUCCACUAUUGUGGACCUGGCUAAGAAGGGAAUCAUAAGUGAAGAGAAACUGGACUCCUUCAAUGUACCACAAUACUUUCCCUCUCCACAAGAAAUGGAGGCAGCUGUUAAACGAAAUGGGUGUUUCAGCAUAGAAAGAAUAGAGUGCCUCCACGAUGAAAAGAAGCAAGCCAAUCCAAAGGAAGCAAGAGUAUUUUCCUCCCACAUGAGAGCUGGGUUAGAGUUUCUGCUGUCGGAGCACUUUGGACAUGAAAUCAUGGAUGAGCUCUUCGACUUAUUCACUAAAAAAAUUGAAGAAUGUGAAGUCUUUGAUAUGGGGGUCGCCUUCAAAUUGCUUGUAGUCCUUAAACGCAAGUAAUCCAGUAUUUAUUAAUAAUUAGUAGAAGAUCAGGUAGAAAAUCUUUGGCGGACACGUUCCUUCAAGAUAAGACUAGUCUGAUCAUAUAUCAGUGUCUAUCGUGUUCCCGGGUUUCAACUCUUACUUGAAGAUUUGGAUUGGGACGCGAGACAUUAGAUUAAUUGAAUAAAAAGAGUGCUAGCCUGGAAUCUCAAUCCUCUAUAAAUAUUAUAAAUGUAUUUCACUGUGUUA